This is a messenger RNA of Ipomoea nil (Japanese morning glory), 771 nucleotides long. RefSeq lists its product as uncharacterized. The coding region runs from base 1 to 771 and encodes 256 amino acids. The transcript has a single exon. The record is from RefSeq and is a predicted model, not a curated record. NCBI's taxonomy places the organism in Eukaryota, Viridiplantae, Streptophyta, Magnoliopsida, Solanales, Convolvulaceae.
AUGAUUGCUGGCGAUUUCAAUGUCGUCCGGACAAGAGAUGAAACUAAGAAUUACUCAUCUUUCUCGGCCCACAGAAGUUCAGAUUUCUCAGGCUGGAUUCAAGACGAAGGUCUAAUUGAUAUGGGCUUCUCAGGACCUAGCCUUACUUGGGUUAAAAAUGGUAACAAUGAUAACAUCAAAGGUGCCCGGUUAGAUCGGGCGAUGUGUAACUUGGAUUGGCGUAUCAUGUUUCCAGAGGUGACCGUUACACACCUUGCACGACUUGCAUCUGAUCAUGCACCCAUCCUUGUACAGAUCAAAGGCAAAAGGCUUAGCAGACCAAUAGCGUCGUUUGUUUUUCAGGCGGCAUGGUUUACCCGGGAAGACAUCCGCGAUGUUGUGGACAAUACAUGGGAUUCUAAUCAAAACAUAGUGGAUAACUCAAAAGCGCUAGCUGCAGCGUUAUCUGAAUGGAACAAGAACUCUUUCGGCAACAUCUUUAAAAGAAAGCGAAUUCUCAAUUCCCGAAUUGGGGGCAUUCAGAGGGUCCUUGCAGAAAACUUUCAUAAGGGCCUUACAAAGUUAGAGCUGAAGCUUAGGGACGAGUUAGAAUCAACCCUGCAGCAAGAAGAGCUCCUUUGGUAUCAGAAAUCGCGCAAAGAUUGGAUCCACUCGGGGGAUAGAAAUACGGCCUACUACCAUGCUGCAGCAACAGUAUGCAAGUCUCGGGCCUCCGUUCAAACGCUCAUGGACGACCAAGAAGAGUGGCUAACAGACGGGAAGGAUUUGUAG